Messenger RNA from Ambispora leptoticha, 1353 nucleotides. The record is from the annotation of a GenBank genome assembly. Lineage: Eukaryota; Fungi; Glomeromycota; Glomeromycetes; Archaeosporales; Ambisporaceae.
AUGUCACUUAAAAAAGUUACAAUAAAAAGUCAGGAAAUAUCAUGGCCUAGACCACCUAUUAUUAUCGGUACUGGUCGUCUGGGUAAGGUCUAUAAAGUUCAAUAUCAAGGAAGGGAUGUUGCGAUAAAAUCUAGCAGCAAUGACAUGGCAGCAAUCCUAGAUGAUUUCCACAUCUAUCAUAAACUCCGCAAAAACGAAUUCGUGCUAAAAUUCCAUGGAUUCAUGUUACGAGGUGAUAAGAUAGCAUUGGUGACUGAAUAUGCUGCAAAUGGAACACUAGGUCAAUUUUUAAAAAAGAAUACCUCAAUUGGAUGGGAAUUACGUGCGAAACUAUGUCAUGAUAUUGCACUGGGUCUCUUUCAAUGCCAUGAAGAACGAAUCGCGCAUCUUAAUUUAAAACCGGAAAAUAUAUUUUUGACAACCGAUUUAACACCGAAAAUUGCCGGCUUCACAAAGAAUAAACGUAAAUCUGAAGAAGAUUUAACGGCUUAUCAGCCUAAUGGAACUAUACAUUGGGCUGCUCCGGAAGAAGUUGUUAAUGAUGCUAACAUGAAGCAAUAUUAUCAAGAAAAUCCUGAAUUAGCUGAUAUAUACUCUUUUGGAUUGAUACUUUGGUCAACUGCUUGUAGUGGUGCAAUUCCUUAUGAGGGUGUAUUACGCGAUAACAUUUUAUUAGAAAAAAAACAAAUCAACUCUAAUGAAUCACUUCGAAGUCAACUUCCAGCAGAUUGUCCAUUUGAAUUUGCACAAAUGUUUCUAAAACUUACUCGAUAUAACCCACGACAACGAGCACACUUAUUAUAUACAUUAGUGGUUCUUGAAGGCUUAUUUGAUGUGCGCACAGAUGUACAAGAUCAUACAAUGAGUUUCAGUAAAUUAUCACAUAGUAAUAGCAUUAUGCGAUACACAAGUCAAGAUGAUCUAGGUGAAAGUGCAGUAGGUCAAGAAUCAGAUACAAACAGCCAACAUGCCUUAAUCAAUCAUAGUAACGUGCUAAGUCAUUCUGCUAGCAUUCAAGGACGCCACACAGGCGUUAGUAGUUCAUAUCCACAACGACCAAUCAGCCCAAUCAACGCAAAUCCAAAAACAGAUGCAGAAAUGCUCGACGAAGUAAUAAUAAUGUACGUCGGAGCCGAAAAAUUCGGAUUCGACUGGCUUGCGAAAAAUCUAAAAAAAUGGGCGGAAAAUGAUGAGAAUGACCCGAAAAAGAUUUUCACAUUGUUACAAAAUGGUGGGGAACGACGGUAUCAUAAACGAAAGGCUGUUAAAUGGUUAACUACAGCUGCGAAUAAUGGUAGCACAGCAGCUAUUGAAACAUUGGCUGCUCGUAAAAAGAAAAAGAAAAAUUGGUGA